Molecule: messenger RNA, 1660 nt
Organism: Hydra vulgaris (swiftwater hydra)
Lineage: Eukaryota; Metazoa; Cnidaria; Hydrozoa; Anthoathecata; Hydridae
Source: RefSeq, a predicted model, not a curated record
CUGUUAAAUGAUGAGUCAUACAAGUUUCGGUUGUUGGAUAAUUUGAUGGUAGCUGGUUUAAGCAAACCAAGUUCGUAAUAGAAAUAAAAGAUGAAGAUGUAGCCUUCAAUGAUUUGACAAUAAUGCCCUAAGCAGUUACAGAUAGAGGUUUCCAUGGCUGUUUGAAACAAUCAUUUGUUUGUAGAGCUAAUUUGUCUCAAUUUAUCCAGACAAGAGAAAAAGAACCUUCUACGAAAUGAAGUUAUUUUUCAAAGCUUUUUUUUUACUUUUUGUUUACCAACUUGUUGUAUUAUCAUUAGCUGAAGGAAAAAAUAAAAAUAGGAAGAAACAUCGAAAUUCGAAAGAAAACAAAAAGAUUGUGAAAAAUGGUACAGUUGGUAAAAACAAACUUGCCACUAUAGUUGAUGAACCAAUCGAGGUAACAAAAACUAUUGAAGAGAUCAACAUUGCACACGGAAGAUUCAGUGAUACAAAGUUUCCAGCUGGAAAUAAAAGAAGUCAAUCUAAAUUUGUAACUUUAUGGAAAGAUAAAAAUGGCAGACCUCGAAUUCCAUAUGUUAUCAAUAUUGGACCUGAUAAUACUACAACAAAUUAUACAACUAUUAUUAAACAAUCUGUACAUGCUAUGAAUGAAUAUAUGUCUCCCUGUGGUCAUGAUGUAUGGGUUGAAAAGGAAGAGAGUGAUAAAAGUGGAUAUAUUGAAUUUAUAACUACAUUAAAUGAUGGGUGCUGGAGUUAUGUUGGAAAACAAUCAACAGAAAAACAACAAAUUGGCAUAGGAUAUGGUUGCAACACCAAAGGAACAAUUCUUCAUGAAAUGCUUCAUUCCAUGGGUGUUUUACAUGAGCAUCAACGCUGUGAUCGUGAUAGUUACAUCGAGAUUGUAAAAGAUAAUGUUGACCGUAUUAUAGAAGCCCAACAAGAAGAAAAUGAAAAUGAAGAAGAUAAUGAAGAAGAAGAAGAUGAAGAAGAAGAUGAAGAAGAAGAAGAAGAAGAAGAAGAAGAAGAUGAAGAAGAAGAAGAAGAAGAUGAAGAUGAUGAAGAAGAUAGUGAUGAAAGUGAUGAUAGUAAUGGUGAUGAAAAUAGUGUUGACGAAGCAUUGGCACAGUUUGAAUGCUACUAUUCUAUCAAACAAACACAUUAUUCUUCUCCCUAUGAUAUUUUCUCCAUUAUGCAUUAUGAUUUAUGGGCUUUAUCAAAGAAAAGAAAACGUACAGCCAACACAAAAACAAUAAGAUUAAAACCAGAAUUUAUGAAUUUAACAAAAGAUAUGGAAGAACUAAUUGGUAAAAUGGGUAGAAUGAGUGAUACAGACAAGCAAGAGAUCAAUACACUGUACGGAUGCAUUAAACCAACAUGCAUUGUUUCUUGUAAUGGUACAAAUACUUGUGCUGAACUUCCCCCCGACUCCCAAUGAUAAAAUGAGAGCUCAAGCAAGAAUCAUCAAAACAAUAACUUAUGUAGUUGGCGGAAAAAUGGUGGCUAGCAUUAAAAAACUAGAUAAAGAGUUUCGUGUUUUUUUAAAAAUUCAUCCUAAUGUUUAUACUAAAGAGUUGCACAAUGUUAUUCAUUUAACUGUUGGUUCUAGUCAAAAAAGUCGUGGCAGAGAGGUUUUAGGUGUAUGGUUUUCAGAUGUGGGUGAUGGCAGAUUGAAUAUCAC